UGGCCACCUGAGAAAAAUCGUUUUCUCAUGUUGGCAUGGAUUUUGAUAUGUUUUGAACUUGAGGGAAAUUCACUAUUGAUUUCCCCCGAGUCUUUUUAGUGUAUUAAUGUAAUGGCGGAAAAAAAGGCUCCAGCUAAGGCGAAGAAGGAGAAGGCUCCUCGCAAGGAGCCCAAGGACAGCAGUAAAAACCCCAUGCGAGAAGUUCGCAUUCGCAAACUGUGUCUGAACAUUUGUGUGGGCGAAUCUGGUGACAGACUCACGAGGGCAGCCAAGGUGCUGGAGCAGCUGACAGGCCAGCAGCCCGUCUUCUCCAAGGCACGGUACACCGUGCGAUCGUUCGGCAUCCGGCGCAAUGAGAAGAUAGCAGUUCACUGCACCGUGCGCGGUGUGAAGGCCGAAGAAAUCCUCGAGAGGGGUCUCAAGGUGCGAGAGUAUGAGUUGAGGAAAGACAACUUCUCAGACACUGGGAACUUUGGUUUUGGGAUCCAGGAGCACAUAGACUUGGGUAUAAAAUACGACCCCAGCAUUGGUAUCUAUGGUCUGGACUUCUACGUGGUUUUGGGUCGCCCAGGUUUCAACGUAGCUCACAGGAGGCGAAAAACUGGUGUAGUUGGGUCACCUCAUAGACUAACAAAGGAAGAUGCCAUGAAGUGGUUCCAACAGAAAUACGAUGGUAUCAUCCUUGCUGGAAAGAAGACGUGAAUGGUGGUUAUGAUUUGUUUUACAAAUAAAUUGUGAAUCCUUA
Bacillus rossius redtenbacheri is the source of this 745-nucleotide messenger RNA. It is a transcript of the gene RpL11, whose product is annotated as large ribosomal subunit protein uL5. Bases 112 to 702 code for a protein of 196 amino acids. Lineage: Eukaryota; Metazoa; Arthropoda; Insecta; Phasmatodea; Bacillidae. Gene Ontology annotation, molecular function: structural constituent of ribosome; RNA binding. The transcript is spliced from 6 exons. Gene Ontology annotation, biological process: translation. Gene Ontology annotation, cellular component: ribosome; cytosolic large ribosomal subunit. The record is from RefSeq and is a predicted model, not a curated record.